Messenger RNA from Paramuricea clavata, 915 nucleotides. NCBI's taxonomy places the organism in Eukaryota, Metazoa, Cnidaria, Anthozoa, Malacalcyonacea, Plexauridae. The record is from the annotation of a GenBank genome assembly.
AUGAAACCUGAAGAUAUGGACUCUGAAAUAGACAUUCUCCGAAGGAAGAUAACGGGCUCUGAGCAACCCGAAGAAAAAGAGGAUAUUGAAAGAGAAAUUGAGUACGUAAGUCAGCUAAGAAGAAUGAAGACCUGGAAGAAUUCAGAAACCGAGGCCUAUCUAAACGCAACCCAUGGCACUCUCAAGGAAGAGGUAAAAACAUUAGUUGUACUCAGAAGAAUAGCUAAGGCUGAAGUUAGAAGGAAUGACUACUCGGAAAAAAUAGAAAAGCUAAAGGGUAUUAUAGAAAAACUAGGUUUUGAUCCCAAUAAGCCCGAGGAAGAGUUGGAAGUAGAGGAAGAAGAACGUAGGCAAGAAGAAGCUAGAAAGAAGGAGGAAGAAGAACGCAGGAAGGCUGCUGAGUUAGAACGUAUGAGGCUUGCAGAAGAAGCUGCCGAACGUCAGGGAAAAGCUGAGUUUGAGCGUAAGGAAGCUGAGAUUAAAAGACACCAGGAAUAUGUAAAAGGUGAUAAGGAGAAAACCGAGUACUGGAGAAAAAAGCUUGAAGAAUGGGAAAAAGAGGAGUCUAAACCCAAGGAAAUCCCGAAGAAGACUCAACCUGAGGAAGAGCCUAGGAAAACCAAGACAGGAAAACCUUACAGAGGCAAAGGGCCAAAGAAGCUUGAUAGAGGUAAGGAGACUGAGGAAUCUCUACCUGGGGUAGACACUGAAUGGCUAGAGGAUACUUUCAACUUUGAGAAUAUUCUAUUCCAAGUCGCAGAGGAUACUAUCCCAGAAGAUGAUCAACCUAUAUUUAGCGGUGAUAGUACAGAAAUCAUGUUGAAGGAUGUUAGGGAAGAUCUUACGAGGUAUGAAAGAUUCAAGUCAUGGGUUGAAAAUAACUUCGGAUUUGUGCUUGCAGGUGUUAUGGUGUAA